Molecule: messenger RNA, 621 nt
Organism: Dovyalis caffra
Lineage: Eukaryota; Viridiplantae; Streptophyta; Magnoliopsida; Malpighiales; Salicaceae
Source: the annotation of a GenBank genome assembly
AUGGGUUUUGCAAAAGAAGAGAAAUCUAAAAAAGUUUUGAGAGGAGUAAAGACUCUGUUCUUCUUGAUCACCAUGUUGAUUUCUUUCCUUCUUUUCUCUGCUCCUAUACUUCUUGUCAUAACUGAUACUCUUCUUCCCUUUUCCCUCCUUUCUGCCUCUCUUUCUCCUUCUUCUUUAUCAUUAGAAACUCUCUCUUCUCAUUUCAAUAACUAUGAUUUUCGUUACUCCCUCAUUGACAUACCCCUCAUAUCCAUUAUAAGAUCAGCUGUCAUCAUUUGCGUUUAUAGUUUGUGUGAUGGACCAAGGCUCUCAAGAGGACCAUACUUGUUGAUUACAACGAUGUGUUCUGCGUCAUCAUUAAUUUAUGUUUCGUUCAAGGCACCACGCGUGUUCAGAGUUUCGAGUACGGAUCGAGGAGAGUAUGUUAGAGCCAUGGAAAUUGCCUUGUUUAUUUGCUCUCUGCUUCUUGCAAUCGGUCAUAUUGCUGUGGCAUAUAGAACAAGUUGCAGAGAAAGAAGAAAGCUUUUGGUCUACAAAAUUGACAUUGAAGCUGUUUCAGCUUGCAAGAAUGUGGUGUUUCCUAGGUAUCAGAAGAUUCUGCUGGAAGAAAGAGUGAAAUGA